AUUCUAAGUAAGGAAAUCAUCUUAGGAGCUCCAAAAGUUUCUCUAUAAAUACCAUGCACUCACUAUAAGCUGAGAAACAACAAGCACUCAACAUCAGAGUGAGAUUUAUUAGCUUAUAAGUAUUGUCGAAGAUUUAGUAAGUAAUGGCUAAGAUUUCUUAUACCUCCUUCCUCAUCCUUGCUAUCCUUGUCUUCUCAGUUGCAUCGUCAAUGGUGAUGAUAGCAGAUGCGUAGCAGAAGGGGCAAUGCCAGGAAAUAUUGUAUCCCGAUAACUGCAAUCAACAGGAUUGUCAAGAUAAGUGCAUCCAAAAGCAUAAUGGUGGACGUGGAGACUGUAUUGGGUUAAUGCCAGGACGUGAUCUCCAUUACGGAUGCCAUUGUUUCUACCCAUGCUAGAAUCCUACUAAGUGUCUCCCUACAUGUAUGAUGCUACUCUGUUCAUCAUAUGACCAAUAAAAGGCAAGCGUAUUCAACAAAGCGUAAUAUUCUUUUCCCCCAAAAUAAAUGAAACAAGAGGAAAAAUAAGAGCUCCACAAUGAAAUCAACGGAUUAUUCCUACAAGAGUAAAACUAGAAGGGAAAUUCAGAGAGGAUACAAGGAUAGAGCCACCCCAAAACUUGUAUGGCUCUACCAAGAGAACUGAGCCAACUAAGAGAACUUGUUAAAGGACCAAACCCCUACUAACCCUUAACACUACUACUUCUUCUUUAACUAAAAAAAAAAGAGGGCCAUCCCAAAACAGUCAUUUGGGCCUACUCGACAAAUUUGGCCUUCUUCCCACUUCGAUUUUUGGGAGGAAAAAUCCAUAUACCCACGACGGUUAUUUAAAGCAAUGGAAAAACUCACUCGAUUCACAUGUACUAAUCGAGAUGGAAAAUUGACAGUAAAGGAACCCCUCAAGCAUGUGUUGUUGGCAAGACAAUAGAUCCCCACCCCCUUUCUGAGAUUUUAUCUAACUGGUCCUCAAUUUGACUUUCCAACACUUAUUGGUCAUUGUUUAAACCCCCUUCAAAAGAAUCUGAAUCACAAUGGUUCUUCUCACGUUACGCCUACCAUCUGUGUUAAUUACCAUGAAGUUUGAGUAGACUCACCUCACACGAUUUUAUCCAUGCUCGAAGAGAACCAUGCUCCACUUCACAUGGAAGAUGGAUCACAUUCUUUUAUGAGAACUCUUUUUAUUUGAUCUUGACUAAAACACAUGAAAUUUAAAUUUCAUGUGUUGAUUAGGAUUGUACGAAAAUUAGAAUCAUUCUCGAAUGGGGACCUGAUCCGCACUCAUUCAUUUGUAAGGGGAUGAAAUGAUUGCUCUUUCUUCCAUUGCAUCAGCUAAGAGCUUAAUUGCCACCUCCACAUUCAUCAUGCCCUCACUAUGCUGACCUGUCUUAAGAUUUCUCAUUCAAGCACUUCUGCUCCUCACUUGGUCACCCUUGGAUUGAAGAAUAGUCAACUUAUUCUUAUAUCCAUUAAUAUCAGCCAUAGGAACCUGCUCACAAAAUGCAUGCGUGCCAGUUGUUUUACCUAAAAUAUGCCUCUAGCCACUUUGAUCGAUCCCUUCCUUAGACUUGGUAUUGCCCUCAACAAGGAAUGCAUGCCUACUACAGCUGCCAAUCUAGGCUGCACAAAUCGCAUAUUAGGAUCACCAGCCCGCCCCUCCCUUUGCUUGACACUCCCAUUAGACCCAGCCCUCCCCCACGGCUAGAAGAGCCAAGCUCGCAUAUCUGUUCACUCCUCCGAGAGAGUGAACAGUUGCAGCAACAUAUUCGGCAUUUUGCCACCUCAACGCUGUAAAAACGAUGGCCAACUGAACCACAGUUUUUGAUCGUAGCAGCAGCCACUGGAGCUGCUCGGCUGCAUAGUGUAUGUUAAUGUCUUCUUGUGUGUGUCUCUCCUUUUAUAAUUGGAGGCAAAUAUAUUAUUUCAUAGGAGGGAGGAGCGGUAGAGUCAUAGACACAAGAAGGCAUCAGUUUACGUUAUGCAGCAAAAUAGUUAUUAAGAGAAAGAGUGCUAUUCAAGCAUGAUCCUUACACUUGAGGAUGUGCAUCGAUUCGAUUUUGAUGUAGACGAUUCAAUUCAAUUUGAUGUAAAAAAUUUGAAGUGAAACCAAGACCGAACCAUUUAAUAAAUGGUUUUGCAUAUUAAAACCGAAAUCAUUUAUUCGGUUCAAAUGAUAUUAAACUAUUUUUUUCUAUUUUCUAAUUUUUUUAUCCAAACAACUUCUUUACCUUUAAUUUUUUUUUUGUCAAAUGGAUGUAAACUUUAACACUGAAUUGAAUUAUUUUAUUUUUAUAUACUUUUUUAAUAGUUGUUUAAUAUAAACUUAAUUUUUUUUAUUGAAAUAUAUGUUAACUUAACAUGACUUAAACUUUCUAUGCCUAUGUUAAUCGGUUUAACAAUUUUAAUAAAUGAUUUACGAACUAUUCAAAUUUUAAAAAUCUAAAUCGAAAUGGCUUCAAUUUUAAAAUCAAAAUAAAUCAUUUAUUAAACAGUUUUAAAAUUUUGAUAUAAACGACUUGAUUAAAGUUUCAAUAAAUAUUUCAAUUUCAAAUUCACUUCUUACAUAUCCCACUAAUAUAACUACACACCCCAACACCAAUAAGGGAUAAGAUGUAUCUGACAUUAGAUGAUAAGAAUGGAAAAAAAAAAUUGUUACUGCCUGAACAGCUGCAACCCCAUGGUAACAGUCAAGGAAAUAGAAUCCCAGGGGUAGAUUUGAAAAUACCUACUUUGAGUGAAUAUUUUCACCGCUAUCCUGAGAUUUCAUUUUCCUAAAUAUUACCGGUACCAGGGUUACAGCAGCCAAGUUUCGUUCGUAAGAAUGCACGAAGUAACGUUCUUUUUUCCGUAAUUAUUUAUUUUUUCUAAAAAACAGUUGCGUAGUCUUGGAAUUGAUAUUACCAAAAAAUAAUAAUAAUAAUAAUAUUGGAAAUCGUUUCGGAAUAAAUUUUGGGUUUUUUUAAUUUGUCGGAAGACAACGUGGCACCAGCAAACACCCACAUCGUUGCAUGGAAGACGCGUCAACCACCACGUGGCAUCAAUUCAGGAGAGCAAAGCAGCCUCCCAUAGUGGCUAUAAAGAGUGAAGAAGAGAGAGGGAUCCGCUCGUUCUGGAUUUGAUUUUGAUCUUACUCUGUUCUUUGAAACUACUGAUAAGACUUCUUUGAAUCCGUUUUGACCUCUCACCUCUUGUUGUUAGUAGGGAAAGAAGACACGAACAUGAGGGCAGCGAAGGAGAAAGUGAGUGACAUGGCCAGUGCUGCUAAGGAGCACAUCAACAUUGGUGGUGCCAAGGCUGAAGAGAAUGCAGAGAGGGCAGCUGGAGUGGAUAAGGAUGUCGCCGAGGAGAGAAGGAAGGUCAAGGAAGCCCAAGCCAAGAUGGAACUUCACGAAGCCAAAGCCGAGCACAGGGCCGACCGAUUGGAUGCGAAACAACAAUCUCACCUCUACGGCCAGCAAGGCCAACAUCAAUAUCCGAUUCCGACACCCGGUGGACAGUAUCCCAUGGGCGGCGCCACCACUACAGAUGUGGCUCCGACGACCGGUACCACGGGUCCUACUUACCCCGUCGGAGGAUACCCUCCCACAACUAAUUAUGGGUAGAUGGCUAGCUUCCCAUUAAAACCGCAACUCUUGUUUGCGAUGUUGUGGUGUUUAAUACUUGUGCCUAUGCCUUCUCUGUAAUCAUAAUCUUUGUAAAAUAAUGGC
Macadamia integrifolia is the source of this 3700-nucleotide messenger RNA. RefSeq names its product late embryogenesis abundant protein 18-like. The record is from RefSeq and is a predicted model, not a curated record. NCBI's taxonomy places the organism in Eukaryota, Viridiplantae, Streptophyta, Magnoliopsida, Proteales, Proteaceae. The transcript is spliced from 3 exons. The coding region runs from base 3212 to 3595 and encodes 127 amino acids. Gene Ontology annotation, biological process: embryo development ending in seed dormancy.